Molecule: messenger RNA, 1690 nt
Organism: Hibiscus syriacus
Lineage: Eukaryota; Viridiplantae; Streptophyta; Magnoliopsida; Malvales; Malvaceae
Product: AT-hook motif nuclear-localized protein 13-like
Exons: 5
Coding region: 219-1379 (386 amino acids)
Molecular function (GO): minor groove of adenine-thymine-rich DNA binding
Source: RefSeq, a predicted model, not a curated record
ACCCUAGUUGGAGGGUGGGGAGGUAUAAUUACACAUUUGUUUCAACCAAAAUCGAAAGGGGCAUUUUUUGUUGAUUUACCAGUUGUGUAAUUUCAUCCCUUUAUUUUUGAGUUCCAAUUUUUAGUAGUAGUUAACUCACGAACUCUUUAACUCGAACCUCUGUUCUCUUCUCUCCCACAUUUUUCACAGUUUCACUCAGAUUUCUUUUAGGGGGGAAAAUGGAACCCAGAGGAGUACAAAGCCCGGCAGGAGGAUUACAGGUGCAACAACAACAACAAUCGAUGUUAAUGGGGCAAACAUCUUCCUCCUACCCUUCAAAUUCCGCCUUGAUCAACUCCAAUCCAACGGCCAACGUGCCUCCUCCUUUCCCUUUCAACUCACUAACUUCGCCGGUGCCGCUGCAGCGUCAUCAGCAGCAAAACCAGAACCAACAUCAACAGCAUCCUAAGCCGUUCGAUUCUAUGAAUUCCGCCGGUUUUGAUGAUUCGCCGCAGUUUAGGUACAAUACGGAGCCGGCCGUGAAGAAGAAGCGAGGUAGGCCUAGAAAGUAUGCUCCCGACGGUAACAUUGCACUUUUACAACUGGCACCAACCCCUCCGAUUGCUUCUAACACGGCGAAUCACGGCGAAGGCGAAUCCGUCGGUUUGGGGAGUAAUAGUGGUGCUGGUGCUGGUGGUGCUGCAUCUGAACCUCCGGCUAAAAAGAACCGUGGAAGGCCACCGGGUUCUACCAAAAAGCAGAUGGAUGCAUUAGGAGGAGUUGGAGGGGUGGGAUUUACGCCUCACGUGAUCACCGUGGAAGCCGGCGAGGAUGUAGCAUCAAAGAUUAUGGCUUUUUCACAGCAAGGACCGCACACAGUGUGUAUUCUCUCUGCAAAUGGUGCCAUCUCUAAUGUCACUCUACGCCAACCUGAAAUGUCUGGUGGUACAGUGACAUACGAGGGCCGCUUUGAAAUUAUUUCUUUAUCAGGUUCCUUCUUGCUUUCUGAAAAUAACGGUAGUCGCAGCAGGAGUGGUGGUUUAAGUGUCUCCUUGGCUGGAUCCGAUGGUCGAGUAUUAGGUGGUGGAGUUGCAGGGAUGCUACGGGCAGCAUCACCAGUUCAGGUCAUUGUUGGCAGCUUUAUUGCCGAUGGAAAAAAACAGAGCUCGGAUGCUUUCAGAACAGGACCGUCCUCCGUACUAGCAUCGAACAUGCUCAAUUUCGGAGCUCCAGGGAUGACAUGUAGCCCUCCUUCGCAAGGUGGCACAAGCGAGUCGUCUGACGAGAAUGGUGGUAGCCCUAUUAAUCGAGGGUCUGACUUCUACGCCAAUUCUGCUCCAUCAAUCCAUAACAACAAUGUGCAAAUGUACCAACUUUGGACUGACCAGAGUCAACAAUGAAGAUGCUUCGGAACUGAAAAAAGUAGAGCACAUCGGGAUGCUGACUCGGUGAUUGUUCUUACCGUAACAGUUCCAAAUCCUAACAUAUGCAUUAAAGAUUAGAAAUGGUAGAAAUCAUUUUCAUCGUAGAUCAAGCCAUAUCAGUUAUGUUUUUGUGUAGUCCUCCAUACUGGAAAUUGUUGUCACCAUCCACCUCCUGCUUCAGUUUAUGUAUUUUGCUUAUGGGAAACAUGUCAUCACCGCCAUUUUGGGAGCCAUGAUUAGAUGAUGUAUUGCUUUCGCAUUAGUUGUUGAUGUCAUAUGUAGGCUAU